Messenger RNA from Bursaphelenchus okinawaensis, 1426 nucleotides. The record is from the annotation of a GenBank genome assembly. Lineage: Eukaryota; Metazoa; Nematoda; Chromadorea; Rhabditida; Aphelenchoididae.
AUGGACAAUUACAAGUUUCUUCGAGUAGUCAGAUCUGAUGACAAUGUCACUCAAGUCAUUCUAAAUCGACCAAAACAAUUAAAUUCAUUAAACAGAGGACUUUGGAGGUAAGCACCUUCAACAUUUUAUUACUUUGAUUUUAAAAAUAAUCAAUGAAAAAGUUUAAUAUUAACAAUGUUUUCCUAUAGUUAUAUUGAUAUUGUAAGCCGGUAAAUAUAGUGCAUAUUCAUAUAAAACAGUGCCUAACCUCUGGUCUUUAAUGACUCAUUGUUGGUUAGUAAAGUUGACGUUGAGUAAACAAUUUGUUUAGAGAAAUUGGAGAUGUCUUCAAACAAUUGGACGAAGAUGACCACACCAAAGUCAUCGUAUUUCACGGUGAAGGCAAAUUGUUUUGUGCCGGAUUAGACAUUAAAGGUAAACUACUUUUCUCAAGCAUAUCAAACUUAAUUACCAAACAGAUAUAUACGAACAUAUUGAAAAUUAAGAUAUUUACAAGAUUUCUUUGACAUUAUUUACAACUUUUGCAAAAUAACUGUUGCGAAUGCAUAAAACCUCAUUUAUGUGUUAGUACAUGUACGUAUCGUUCAGAAAGACAACAAGAAAACGUAUUUGACACUUCAAAGGACGGCGCCAGAUUCGGCCAACAGCUAUUGAGAGACGUAACCUGGCUACAAGAAGCCUUUUCCAACAUUGAAAAGGUAAAAAUUGUAACGUGUAGUAAACUUAAGAUCCGUAAAAAUUAAGUUACAAACAGUACUAACUUUAAAAAUAAUCCCACACUACUAUAACAAUAAAAAACUGUCGGUCCCCAAAUAAAGUUGUUUACAGUGCCAAAAGCCAGUCAUAGCUUCAGUCCACAGUGCUUGUCUAGGUGGAGGAAUAUCUUUAAUCACCGCUUGCGAUAUUAUUUACUGCAGUAAAGAAGCCGUCUUCUCAAUAAAAGAAGUCCAGUUAGGCCUGAUAGCUGAUGUCGGUGCUUUGAAUCGUAUGCCAUUUAUGGUAGGUAACAUGAGUUGGCUGAAAGACGUCGCCCUGACCGGCAGAAACUUCGAUUCCAACGAGGCUUUACAGUUCGGUAUGUUUUGAUAUUCAGCUGAGUUUUUGGUUACAAUUGUUGUCAAGUGCCAUUUUUAUUGUCAAGAUCUGCAAAUUUAUGUCUCCUGAUGUAAUACAAGGUGUUUUUGCAGGAUUAGUAAGUCGGGUCUUCAACUCUCGCGAAGAAACCUUGCAAGCAGCCUUAAACACGGCUAGUGACAUCGCCCAACUCAGUCCAAUUUCCGUUCAGGGCACAAAAAUGACGCUGAACUACAGUAGAGAGCAUACUGUAGCAGAAUCUCUGAAGUUUGUAGCGCUUCUGAACAUGUCACAGACCCAGAACGAUGACUUGAAGAACAACAUUAUGAUGUUCAAAAAAGCAAAACUGUAG